AUGGUCAUACAUGUGCCGCACAUAAUAAUUGAAUGCACUGGCCCAAAUUCGGUCAUACACCCUGGAACGACAAACAGAAAUGAACCUCUAGAUAGCAAUCACUUGUCAACCUUCACCAACGACCUUUUGAUGUGGUCUCCCAAUGCUUCCAUCAACAGUUCUACAGAAUUAAAUCCAUUUAAUGAUAGAGAGUUACCAUCAAGACCGCACGCAUCGCCAGCAGAUUCAACGAAAGAAACUGGCAUAUCAGAGCAUCCCAGUGACAUUCGGCUUUCAACCUCUGCCGAUUCUGGCUAUGACGAAAAUUAUCAACCGAGCGUGACAAGCUAUGAGAGAUAUAACAAUUCAGGUUCCCUGACAGGCCCAACAACGUACAGCCAUCCCAUACAGUCAGCGUAUGGGUACCCUCACAGACAUACAAAUCACAUUGUAUCUUGUAUAUUAUGCAGUCUAGAAUCCUAUAGGAAGUUCCAGGACAGGAUGGGCUGGCCCCACUAUCUUGAACAUCCAGAGUACGAGAAUUUUAACAUGCAAUUUGUUGACUCUACUUCAACAAACUACAGAAAGAUCUACCCUCAUUUGACUACCGAUGAUAAUUACAAAGCAGCAGAAGGACAUGUCGCCAAUCAAUCCUUUGUUACCAACCUAGGUCAGCAUCGCUAUUACCGAGUGGCAGAUAAAACGGCCAUAAAUGAAAAGCAACCCAAACAGCAUGGUACAAGGUUCAUGAGUCGCUUUGGACAUCAAUUGCAACGUCAGUUAAGGCGGUUGAUUGGUAAAUAA
Messenger RNA from Umbelopsis ramanniana AG, 783 nucleotides. RefSeq lists its product as uncharacterized. Bases 1 to 783 code for a protein of 260 amino acids. The transcript has a single exon. NCBI's taxonomy places the organism in Eukaryota, Fungi, Mucoromycota, Umbelopsidomycetes, Umbelopsidales, Umbelopsidaceae. The record is from RefSeq and is a predicted model, not a curated record.